CUUUCUCCCGCUCGCUGGGCUCAGGCUCCCACUUCUCCCCGCCGCUGCGCUCCCGGGACCCGAGCCGUCUCUGCGCUUAGCCUCGGCGGCCCACGGUGCUCCGAGAGCCUCGCAAAAGCAGCUCCGGGGUAGAGAGUGGGACGCCCCGGUUCCUUCCCCUGCUCGGGUCAGCCUCUGCCCGGCUCGCAGCACCUCUGGCUCCCUCACAGUCGGCUUGGGAGGACAGGGUGAGAAGGUGAAGUGGAAAGGACCGACAGGGCACGGGGCCAGGCGCUCAGCUCACGUUGCCUUUUCAUUGAGCAAAGCCCAAGAUCAUUUUUUUUUAAAGCUCUGCACGCCCCCCCACCCCUUCUUCCAUUUUCUUUGCGCUUUUUAAAGGAAACUUAUUUUGGGGUGCUUUGCGCUGGGGUAGCUGCUUUGCCCAGUAGUUGCGAAGUGCACUCGACUCGUGAUGGUGUUCCUGUCACUUUGGUUGAUAGCAGCCUCUCUGGUAGAGGUUAGGACAUCAGCUGAUGGACAAGCUGGUACUGAAGAAAUGCUGCAAAUAGAUUUACCAACAAAGAGAUACAGAGAGUAUGAGCUGGUGACACCAGUUAGCACAAAUCUAAAAGGACACUAUCUUUCCCAUAUUCUUUCUGCAAAUCACAAAAAGAGGUCACCCAGGGACGUGUCAUCUAACUCAGAGCAAUUGUUCUUCAACGUCACAGCAUUUGGAAGAGAUUUUCAUCUUCGACUAAAGCCAAACACUCACUUCAUAGCUCCUGGAGCUGUGGUGGAAUGGCAUGAGACAGCUCCCAGGUCUGGGAAUACCACUGACCCCAGAAACAGCCGUCCACAUGGAAGUGCUUCAGAAGGAAGCUGGAGAUCAGAGCCUUUGCAGACUAGCUGUGCCUAUGUUGGUGACAUCAUGGACAUUCCUGGAACCUCUGUUGCCAUUAGCAACUGUGAUGGUCUGGCUGGAAUGAUAAAGAGCGAUAAUGAAGAGUAUUUCAUUGAACCUUUGGAGAGAGGGAAGCAGAUGGAUGAAGAAAAAGGAAGGAUUCACGUUGUCUACAAGAGAUCAGCAGUGGAGCAGGCUCCUAGAGUUGUAUCUGAAGAUGUCUACUACAGGGAAAUGGAUCUGGAAGGCCUUGAUGAUCUAGGUACAGUUUACAGCAACAUUGGCCAGCAGCUGAAUGAGACAAUGCGUCGCCGCAGACACGCGGGAGAGAAUGAUUACAACAUCGAGGUGCUUCUGGGAGUAGAUGACUCUGUGGUCCGUUUCCAUGGCAAAGAGCAUGUCCAAAACUACCUCCUCACCCUGAUGAACAUUGUAAAUGAAAUCUACCACGAUGAGUCCCUUGGAGUGCAUAUCAAUGUGGUCUUGGUACGAAUGAUUAUGCUCGGUUAUGCAAAGUCCAUCAGCCUCAUCGAAAGGGGAAACCCAUCCAGGAGCCUGGAGAAUGUGUGCCGCUGGGCUUGCCAGCAACAAAAACCUGACCCCAACCAUGCUGAACACCACGAUCAUGCAAUUUUCUUAACCAGGCAAGACUUUGGGCCUGCUGGAAUGCAAGGAUAUGCUCCCGUCACGGGCAUGUGUCACCCAGUGAGAAGUUGCACCCUGAAUCACGAAGAUGGUUUCUCAUCUGCUUUUGUAGUAGCCCAUGAAACUGGCCAUGUGUUGGGCAUGGAGCAUGACGGGCAAGGUAACCGGUGUGGGGAUGAGACCGCCAUGGGCAGCGUCAUGGCACCCCUGGUGCAGGCUGCCUUCCAUCGCUACCACUGGUCCAGAUGCAGCGGUCAGGAACUGAAACGAUACAUCCAUUCCUAUGACUGUCUCCUUGAUGACCCCUUUGAACACGACUGGCCCAAACUCCCAGAACUUCCUGGAAUUAAUUAUUCCAUGGAUGAGCAAUGCCGUUUUGAUUUUGGUGUUGGCUACAAAAUGUGCACUGCGUUCCGAACCUUUGACCCGUGCAAACAGCUAUGGUGCAGCCACCCUGAUAACCCAUACUUCUGUAAGACUAAGAAGGGGCCCCCACUCGAUGGAACUGAGUGUGCUUCUGGGAAGUGGUGCUAUAAAGGACACUGCAUGUGGAAAAAUGCUAACCAGCAAAAGCAAGAUGGCAACUGGGGGUCAUGGACCAAAUUUGGCUCCUGUUCUAGGACGUGUGGAACUGGUGUUCGUUUUAGGACACGCCAGUGCAAUAAUCCCACGCCCAUCAAUGGUGGGCAGGACUGCCCUGGUGUUAAUUUUGAGUACCAGCUUUGUAACACAGAAGAAUGCCAAAAGCACUUUGAGGACUUCAGGGCCCAGCAGUGCCAACAGCGUAACUCACACUUUGACUACCAGAAUACCAAACACCACUGGCUGCCGCAUGAACAUCCUGACUCCAAGAAAAGAUGCCAUCUUUACUGUCAGUCCAAAGAGACUGGGGAUGUUGCUUACAUGAAACAACUAGUGCAUGACGGAACGCGCUGCUCUUACAAAGAUCCCUACAGCAUAUGUGUACGAGGAGAGUGUGUGAAAGUGGGCUGUGAUAAAGAAAUCGGGUCCAACAAGGUUGAGGAUAAGUGUGGGGUCUGUGGAGGGGACAAUUCCCACUGUCGAACUGUGAAGGGAACGUUUACCAGAACACCCAGGAAACUUGGGAAGACGAGAGGCGCAUUCGUUUUACCCAAAGGAGCUCGUAAUAUUUCUCUUGCUGAAACAAGAGAAACUAAAAAUGUACUGGCCAUUAAGAACCAAGCCACAGGUCACUACAUCUUAAAUGGCAAAGGGGAAGAAGCCAAGUCACGGACCUUCAUAGAUCUUGGUGUGGAGUGGGAUUACAACAUUGAAGAUGACAUUGAAACCCUCCACACGGAUGGGCCACUCCAUGACCCUGUUAUUGUUCUGAUCAUACCUCAGGAGAAUGACACGCACUCGAGCCUGACGUAUAAGUACAUCAUCCAUGAAGACUCGGUGCCGACGAUCAACAGCAACAACGUCAUCCAGGAGGAGCUGGAUACCUUCGAGUGGGCAUUGAAGAGCUGGUCUCAGUGCUCCAAACCCUGUGGUGGAGGAUUCCAGUAUACAAAAUACGGAUGCCGGAGGAAAAGCGACAGUAAAAUGGUUCACCGCAGCUUCUGUGAGGUCAAUAAAAAGCCGAAACCCAUCAGACGCAUGUGCAACAUUCAGGAUUGCAUACACCCGCUCUGGGCAGCGGAAGAAUGGGAACACUGCAGCAGAAGCUGCGGCAGCUCUGGGUAUCAGCUGCGCACCGUGCGCUGCCUCCAGCCACUCCAGGAUGGUACCAACCGCUCAGUGCACAGCAAGUACUGCCUGGGAGACCGUCCUGAGAGCCGCCGGCCCUGUAACAGAAUGCCCUGCCCAGCCCAGUGGAAAACAGGGCCCUGGAAUGAGUGUUCAGUGACCUGCGGUGAAGGAACAGAGGUGAGACAGGUUCUCUGUAGGACUGGAGACCACUGUGAUGGCGAAAAGCCAGAGUCCGUCAGAGCCUGCCAGCUGCCUCCAUGUAAUGAUGAGCCAUGUUUGGGUGAUAAGUCCAUAUUCUGUCAAAUGGAGGUGCUAGCAAGAUAUUGCUCCAUACCAGGGUAUAACAAGUUAUGCUGUGAGUCAUGUAGCAAGCGUAGUGGUACCCUGCCACCACCAUACCUUCAAGAAGCUGCUGAAAUCCACAGUGAUGCUAUCUUUGGCCCUAGUGACCUCCCUAGGUCCCUAGUAAUGCCUACAGCCUUUCUCCCUUACUACUCAGGGACCCGUGCUAAGAAAUCCCUGAGUAGCAUCUCUUCCAUGCCAAAUCCCAAUGCAGAUGCUGCCUUCAGAGCUAGCAGUCGAGCUACUGCUGACUUCCCCCGUGGGAAGAAAGCACAACAGGCUGGAAGAAAGACGCUGGUAUCAAUACCAUCUUCCUCAUCCAUAAAGACAGAUCACCUCCAUUCUGCCUCCUCUGUGGCUGCUGCCCCCUCUCCUGCUAUCAGUGAUUCAAUAGGUGCUUCUCCCCAGACAAGAACACCAAAGAAAGAUGCAAAGAGUAUUAGCAGAAGACAUCCGACCAGGUCAACCACCUCAGAGAGAUGAGAAAGCAGACUAGUGGAGCUAGAAGUCAAAGGGAAACCUGGACAGCCUCCCUCCCUGCAUGGUGCAUACAGCUUGUUAAAAAGCGGUACUCUCCACAGAAAGUUUACUCACGUCCUCUAUACAUGGAAGGACAGGAAGUGCUGGUUCACUUUUUAGUUGCUUCCAUCCUCCUCCUGUUCCCCAUCGACUUGUUUACCAGAAUCCAUUGGAAGAAAGCGCCAAAGACUGUUUUCGGAAGGAAAGAGUCGCAGCAGCAGUGACCUCUGCCUUAGAAUGCCAGCAGUUGGGAAAUUAAGGCAAGAGGGCCGCCGCCAGUUCUGGGACAGCCAGGAACAUCUCUCCCCAAAACAAACAAACAAAAAAGAAACGGGAAGGGUUGCUCUCUAAGGAAGAAUAGAGACUGGAGCCGAUUGCGCAUAUCAGCUGAUUUGUUCGUUUGUUUUUUUAAAAGCUACAGUUAAGAAUAACCCAAACAAAUGCCAGUGGUUCACGCUUCAAGAAAUUUUGGAAAUAAUUCUUAGACUUGUAUUCCUAUUUAUCUAUAUUAGAAAUACUGUAUGAGCAAAUUUGCAACUGACAUGUAAAUACUGUACAUUGCAGAAAUCAGUAUUAUUUUAAGAUGUUCUCAAGUGAUUGUUUACUAUCUUACAUUUCUGGAUGUUUUAGGGUGCCUGUCAUCGAGUAUUGCCUUAUGUGACAUUCCAUGGGUUGAUUUCAAAGCAGAAGAGGUAGAAGAAGUUGGGAUUACAGCUACUGACAAUGUAAAGAGGGUUUGCUGUUUGUUAUCUGUUGACACUGCAGAUGUACAGGUGACUCAUUUAAUCUACUGCCUUCCUUUCUUGCAACAAAGGAAACAGGAUUGGUGUCGCCAUGUGUCUGUGCACACAGGCUGCAGUGGCUAAGCUUGUACAAGACAAAGCCCAACCUUCUUGCCAUCACAUCAAAGGGCAUCGGUGGCGAUGCUAUCAAUUCGUGUGCUAUCAAUUGUACUUGAUAUACUGUGAUCAUCACAGAUGUGUUCUGUGUGUUCUUUCAGUGCUGAGAAAAGUAUCAUCAGGCUAAAACUAACACUUGAGUACAUUAGUGCUUUGAAAGCAAGUUCAAGGAAGAGAGUCUUUGUCAUGGUUGAGAUAUUUAUUUUUCUGCAUGGUUCAUAUCUAAACGUUCCCAGUCACAAUGCAUCGGACUGCAGUGCCAUGGCGGUAGUUCUGUUAGUGACCAACAUGCUCACAUAAAGCCAGAAAUGCUCCCUCCAGGGAGAGGAUGUAUAGUACUUGUAUAUAGGACACAGAUCUGAAGAUAUUUAUUUUAAGAGUUGAUUUUUUUCUUGAUAGUCUUUUUAUGUCUUUAAUAUUGACACUAAUAUCAAUGACAUUUUAGUAAACUAGAGAGACAUAAUUAGAGUUGUGUGCUAUGUUCUGUGCAGAAAGGACAAAUUUAAACUGAGCACACGGCCAACUCAAAGAACAAAAAUCAAACAGAUUCUUACUUUAAAAAAAAAAAAAGAACAAAUUUGGCAGUGCUUGAUUGAAUCCAAGACCUAGCACACACGAAGCCAGCACUCCAUCACUGAGCUGAAUUUCUAUCCCCUUUUAUACUUUCAAGACAGGAUCUCCCUAAGUUGCCCAGGCAGGCCUUGAACUUGUGAUCCACUUGCCACAACCUCCCAAGAAGCAAAGCUUGUGUUAAAUUUUUACAUUUUUUUAAAGUAGUCCAUACAGAGUAACUUGUUCCCCUUCAAGGACGCAUAAAAUAGUCAGGAAUUCAGCUAGCUGUUUAAUAAAUAAUGAAUUAGAAAGGUUUCUAAAGCCGGGUGAGGUGGUGCACACCUGUCAUCCCAGCAUUCAGAAGCUGAGGCAGGAGGAUUACUGUGAGCAUGCAGCCAGCCUGGGCCAUGUCGCAAGACUCUGCUUCAAACAAAACAUAUUUUAAGUACGUAAUGAGUACUUCCUGAACUGCAUUUAAAGACAAACGUGUUGUGAGCAUGCUUUUAAAGUCAUUUUCUAAACAUGUCUAGAAAUCCAUUCCGCAGACUGAAGUAGAGAUGUGUUAAUCCUUUCAAAGCACAGCCUGGGAAGGCCUUUUGUGUUAUAACCAUCACAGAUGAACAGCCUAAGCUAUGACUCAAUACCUCGAAACCAUUGCUGCUACUUCAUGCAAGAAUUUUAAACGUUGAGUUAGGUGAUUUCCUGAUAGUUAAGUCAUCCCUGAGCCUUAAAAACGUUCUCUCUUCUCUCUCUUUUGAACACUUCACCAGAAUGAAAUUCUCUCUAGUUUGCUUGGGUGUACACACAUCUGGUCCACAGGGAAUCUGAAGAUGGUCACACACAUACACCUCCCAUAAGAUGUAUAUAUUCCUUCCACUUUCUACCUAUGUGCUUUUAUUUCUUCUAAGCUGAAAGUUCCUUUUUAUCAAGGUGUACACUACUGAUGCUGUUUGUUGUAUUGGGAACACAUAGCAAUAAAAAAAAAAACGUGAAA
Messenger RNA from Grammomys surdaster, 6544 nucleotides. It is a transcript of the gene Adamts3, whose product is annotated as ADAM metallopeptidase with thrombospondin type 1 motif 3. The coding region runs from base 452 to 4063 and encodes 1203 amino acids. Gene Ontology annotation, molecular function: metalloendopeptidase activity. The record is from RefSeq and is a predicted model, not a curated record. Gene Ontology annotation, cellular component: extracellular matrix. Gene Ontology annotation, biological process: proteolysis; extracellular matrix organization. NCBI's taxonomy places the organism in Eukaryota, Metazoa, Chordata, Mammalia, Rodentia, Muridae. The transcript is spliced from 22 exons.